CUCUCCUCUUGACUGUCUCACCUGCGGCGGUCUCUAUUUCUCGGGCUUCCUCUUCAGCCCUGGCGGCUUGCUCCACGUUCUUGCUGUACACACCACAACACGCCUCUCCCUGAGUUUCUGCCUUUUCUUUCUUUUUUUGUUGCCCCUUCCAUCCCCUUCAACUUUUUAAUUCUUUUAUCUUUGCGGCCUCGUUCAGGUUUCGUGACUUAGUUUCCAGCCCCGUCGCCCGCCUUGACCCCGUACUGGUUUUGUUUGAUCUUCCAAGUCGGGACAGAUUUCGUGGCUUCUCCUUGUUUCCCUGAUACCCCCCCUUUCCUUCAAGUCCUUGCGUUCUGCUUCUGCUUGUGUUUGUUUGAUCUCUGCACGCAAGCCCAGUUCGCACGUCUCACGAUUUAACUUUACUUUGCGACCAUGGCCUACCACGGCUCUGGUUCCCAGUCGCCUGGGGAAAAUUAUGAUGAGGGCGGUCACCAUCUCCAGGACAUCGCCAAUAACCAAAACUACGAAGAAGAGGCCUCCAGAGGUUUACUAUCCAGCCAGCAGAGCCCCUUCUCCGGCCCCUUCGAUGACCCCCAACAGCGUGGGCUUUCACCUGCACCGCGACCGACCUCUGGAUACAGCUUGACCGAAUCCUACGCCCCAGAGGCCGCCUACCAUGACCCUUAUAGCGGUAACGCAUCAGUUUACUCUGGUAAUUCAGAGAACCCUGCGGCUGCUUUUGGCGUGCCUGGACGUGUCGCGUCGCCUUAUGCCCGUAGCGAAACUUCUUCGACAGAAGCUUGGCGACAGCGCCAGGCCCCCGGUGGUAACAACACUGGCGGCGGCGGCGGAAACCUUCGUCGUUAUGCUACCAGAAAGGUUAAGCUGGUCCAGGGUUCCGUCCUGAGUGUAGAUUACCCGGUUCCCAGUGCUAUCCAAAAUGCUAUCCAGGCGAAGUACAGAAAUGACCUAGAAGGAGGUACUGAGGAAUUUACCCAUAUGCGAUACACUGCUGCUACUUGCGAUCCUAACGAAUUUACUUUGCACAAUGGUUACAACUUGCGCCCCGCUAUGUAUAACCGACACACCGAGUUGCUGAUUGCGAUCACUUAUUACAACGAAGACAAGACUCUUACCUCCCGAACCUUGCAUGGUGUUAUGCAGAACAUUCGGGAUAUUGUCAAUCUGAAGAAGUCGGAGUUCUGGAACAAGGGUGGUCCUGCCUGGCAGAAGAUCGUGGUUUGCUUGGUUUUCGACGGUAUUGACCCUUGCGACAAGGAUACUCUGGACGUUCUUGCCACCGUCGGUAUCUAUCAGGAUGGUGUUAUGAAGCGUGAUGUUGAUGGAAAAGAAACCGUGGCUCACAUUUUCGAGUACACGACGCAACUUUCCGUUACUCCAAACCAGCAGCUCAUCCGACCGACUGAUGACGGCCCAAGCACCCUUCCUCCUGUGCAGAUGAUGUUUUGCUUGAAACAGAAGAACAGCAAGAAAAUCAAUUCUCACCGAUGGCUCUUCAACGCCUUCGGUCGUAUCUUGAACCCCGAGAUCUGUAUUCUUCUUGAUGCUGGUACUAAGCCGGGUCCCAAGUCCCUGCUCUACCUGUGGGAGGCCUUCUAUAACGACAAGGAUCUCGGAGGUGCCUGUGGUGAGAUCCACGCCAUGUUGGGUAAGGGAUGGAAGAACCUGGUCAAUCCCUUGGUCGCCGCACAGAACUUCGAGUACAAGAUCAGUAACAUUCUCGACAAACCCUUGGAAAGUUCCUUUGGAUACGUUAGUGUGUUGCCUGGUGCUUUCUCCGCUUAUCGCUUCCGUGCCAUUAUGGGUCGCCCUCUGGAACAAUAUUUCCAUGGUGAUCACACCCUCUCCAAGCAGCUGGGUAAAAAGGGUAUUGAGGGUAUGAACAUUUUCAAGAAGAACAUGUUCUUGGCCGAAGAUCGUAUUCUAUGUUUCGAGCUGGUCGCCAAGGCCGGUUCUAAGUGGCAUCUGUCGUACGUCAAGGCCUCCAAAGCCGAGACUGACGUGCCCGAAGGUGCUCCUGAAUUCAUUUCCCAGCGUCGUCGUUGGCUGAACGGUUCCUUCGCUGCUGGUAUCUACUCGCUGAUGCACUUUGGCCGCAUGUACAAGAGUGGCCAUAAUAUCCUUCGCAUGUUUUUCCUACACAUUCAAAUGUUAUACAACAUGUUCACGACUGUUCUGACAUGGUUUUCUUUGGCGUCUUACUGGCUUACUACUUCGGUUAUUAUGGACCUGGUUGGAACUCCCAGCUCUUCCAACGGUUACAGUGGUUUCCCCUUCGGCAAGACGGCGACGCCAAUUGUUAAUACCCUGGUGAAAUAUCUGUAUCUCGGAUUCUUGUUGCUGCAGUUCAUUCUGGCUCUGGGUAACAGACCUAAGGGUUCAAAGUUCUCCUACCUCGCCUCGUUCGUCGCUUUCGGUAUCAUCCAGCUCUACAUUGUCGUUGAUGCGAUGUAUCUGGUGGUGCGUGCGUUUACUGGAGGUGCCCCGAUGGAUUUCGUCACCGAUAAGGGUGUGGGCGAAUUCCUGAAGUCUUUCUUUUCUUCCACUGGUGCGGGUAUCAUUAUCAUUGCCCUAGCUGCUACAUUCGGUCUUUACUUCGUUGCUUCUUUCAUGUACCUGGAUCCAUGGCACAUGUUCACCUCCUUCCCUGCAUACAUGGCGGUCCAGUCGUCCUACAUCAAUAUCCUGAACGUCUACGCAUUCAGCAAUUGGCACGAUGUCUCUUGGGGUACCAAGGGAUCCGAUAAGGCGGACGCCCUCCCCUCUGCGAAGACCACGAAAGAAGAGGGCAAAGAUGCCGUCAUUGAGGAAAUCGACAAGCCUCAGGCCGAUAUUGAUAGCCAGUUCGAGGCCACUGUGAAACGCGCCCUGACACCUUAUGUGGCCCCUGUUGAGAAGGAGGAGAAGACUCUGGAUGAUUCUUACAGGAGUUUCAGAACUCGACUGGUGACAUUCUGGAUUUUCAGUAACGGUCUUCUUGCAGUCUGUAUUACGAGUGAUGGCGUGGAUAAGUUCGGAUUCUCGAAUUCGGCCACUGUGCGCACUUCCCGUUUCUUCCAAAUCCUUCUAUGGUGUAAUGCUAUUGUCGCGCUUAUCCGCUUUAUCGGAGCUUGUUGGUUCCUUGGUAAGACGGGUCUCUUGUGCUGCUUCGCCCGGCGGUAGAGCCCUGCCCGUUUUAAUGAAAAGCCAAGUAAAAGAUCCCCUGCGAAUGAAUGUCUUCCAGGGCUUUCCCAGGAGUUAUUCUUGGGCACAUUUUUGUUGCAAUUUUGUAUUCUAAAUAUGAUGUUCAUUCUUCGUUUUCUGUUCAUUUACUGCGCUCGCCGGAUAUUUUACGUUUGACCGAAGCUGCGGGGGCUUUGAUGUUUUUGUAGACUCCUAGUGAUUAGAAUAAAUAGGAUGCAUUUAAAGGCGUGGACCUGAGAUCGCGU
This is a messenger RNA of Aspergillus ochraceoroseus IBT 24754, 3428 nucleotides long. RefSeq names its product chitin synthase class III (gene chsG). NCBI's taxonomy places the organism in Eukaryota, Fungi, Ascomycota, Eurotiomycetes, Eurotiales, Aspergillaceae. Gene Ontology annotation, cellular component: cell septum; cell periphery. Bases 412 to 3162 code for a protein of 916 amino acids. The transcript has 6 exons. Gene Ontology annotation, molecular function: chitin synthase activity. The record is from RefSeq and is a predicted model, not a curated record.